Molecule: messenger RNA, 3562 nt
Organism: Anneissia japonica
Lineage: Eukaryota; Metazoa; Echinodermata; Crinoidea; Comatulida; Comatulidae
Product: dystrobrevin beta-like
Exons: 18
Coding region: 336-2624 (762 amino acids)
Biological process (GO): synaptic signaling
Cellular component (GO): plasma membrane; synapse
Molecular function (GO): zinc ion binding
Source: RefSeq, a predicted model, not a curated record
UCUAAUAGUGUGUCUUGAUAUGUGGAUUGCAUGUAUUCAAACUCGUCUACUGGUAGAAACCCAUUAUAACUAUCACAGAGAUAUACCCACCGGCUAUUGAUUUCACAUAGUCCAACGAGUCGAGCUCAUUCACCGACUACACAAAUGAGCGAAUUAUUAAAAUGCACGGUAGAGCAGGUUUGCGACGAUUGAUAUCAUUCAGGAUAACAAUGACGAGACAGUGAGGAGGAGGUGCAAGAGGAGUAGUAGUAGCAGAAGUAGUAGUACCAGUGGAGGCCUAGAUUUUCAACGAUCAUUAUUCUUACUUGGAUUUUAGACAAUUAUUACAUUAACUCAUGAAAAUGAUAGCAGACUUUGAGUGUAUCUAUGAAGUGAGCCCCAGUAACAAUGGAUCCAUCCAUCGGAAUAAUAGUAUGGAAGGUAGCAGUUCCUACUCCUCCGACACCAUGAACAGCCGGAAAAGCAGUGGACCAAAACAUAUCCUUGCAGAAAUGAGAAACCAAGAUUUUGACGCCAUCAAAUUUGCAACAUAUAGAACAGGAUGCAAGCUACGCUUUGUACAGAAGCAGUGUAAUUUAAAUGUGGUUGAUCUUUGGAAUAUUAUUGAAUCUUUUCGUGAGAAUGGUCUGAACAAGAUGUCUGUCUCGGAAGAGUUAAGUCGUACCAGUUUAGACAACAUGAUCUCCAGCAUUUACUACCAGCUAAACAAACGACUGCCAACCACACAUUCAAUCGAUGUUGAUACCUCAAUCAGAUUGUUAACAGGCUUCUUAGUGUCUGCAUACGAUAAAGAUGGGUCUGGCAAGAUUCCUGUCUUUUCCGUCAAAGUGAUGCUUAGCACAUUGGCAGCUGGCAAGCUUGCUGACAAACUCAGGUACAUUUUUAAGCAGAUUUCUGAUGCAUCUGGGAUGUUAGUGCACUCAAAGUUUGAUGAUUACCUAAAGUACCUACUUGCUCUACCUACAACUAUUUUUGAGGGACCAUCAUUCGGCUACAACGAAAGCCUCUCAAAGUCAAUAUUUAAUGGGCCUGUUACAUUGAACGAUUUCUUGGAUAAGAUGAUGGGAGAACAGGCCCCCCAAUGCAUCAUGUGGCUACCAUUGAUGCACAAGAUGGAAACUGCAGAAAAUGUAUUUCAUCCAGUGGAAUGUAAUUACUGCCACCGUGAGUCCAUGAUGGGCUUCCGAUACAAGUGCCAACGAUGUUCUAACUUUCAACUUUGUCAGAAUUGCUUUUGGAGGGGAAAUGUGUGUGCAGGUCACAGCCAGGACCAUCAGAUGAAGGAACACACAUCUUGGAAAUCUCCUGCCAAGAAGGUGGGCAAAGCAUUGAAGAAGCCAUUCAAGUCUUCCCCGAGUCGUUCUCCGAAUCUGCCUCGUUAUCCUGACGAACCGGAACAUCCUCUUGAUCUCUCCCACAUUGUGCCAGCCCCUCCAGCUACUGUGUUGCCAUUUGAAAAUGCUGAUCAAAAUAGGCUGCCGUCCAGCGAGGACGAAUUAAAGAGAUUGAACAACGCGAGUGAUCCUUCACGGUUGGAUGAUGAGCAUAGACUAAUAGCUCGUUAUACUGCUUGCUUAGCCUCUGCUAAAAACACUGUUUCCGCAUCAGAAAUUCCAUCAGAGUUAGAUACAAACCGUAGUCAACGUCAACUUCUUGCCCAGCUUGAAGCUAAGAACCGUGAGAUUAUGAAAGAAAUCCAGCGACUAAAGCAGGAACAUGAGGAAGCGGUGAAAUCAACGAGUCUGCACCGCAACCCCACGCUGCUGGCAGAGCUACGACUGCUACGCCAGAGGAAGGAUGAACUGGAACUGAGAAUGGCAGCUCUGCAGGAUAGUAGAAGAGAGCUGAUGGUGCAGCUAGAGGGAUUGAUGAAACUUCUUAAGAAUCAAGGAUCGCCUAAGACAAGUCCAGUGCAUAGUCCACGACCUGGCUUUUCAACUCCCACGCAUCGUUCAGCAGGAUCCAGUCAAGGGGAACCAUUAGCAGGUGUUGAGGGUGAUGUUAAGCAUGCAUUUGAUCCAUCUACAGGAAAGACAUCCAGGAACCUACGGAAUGAUCUUCUCGUUGCUGCAGACUCUGUGACCAAUGCUAUGUCAUCUCUGGUGAAGGAGCUCAAUUCUGAAGCUGAUGAUGAUGAUGAAAAAGACGAAGACACUAAGCAAGUUAGGAAUGGCUCCAGGCAAUCUAGUUAUAGCAAUACCGGGAACAGUCCUCAAACACCAGACUCAUCGGGUGGAUGGAAUUCUUCACCAAGAUCUCGUAGGGCAGAUGGCGACUUCUUGGCGCAGAUCAACAUGAGAAAAGAAGCAAAGACAAUGCGAACAGGGCCAACAGCAAAUACCUCCGAUUCGCUUGUUGUACGUCCUAGGCGAUGUAGAAGAAACUACGUUGAAAUACAUCUCGUAAAAGAGACAACAACGUACAGUAAAUCAAGUUCGGAGGCUCAAUCUUCCGACUCAUACUUGCAAUCUGAUGAUGCUGAUUCGUAUAUCCGAACAGACGAUGAGAGUAUAGUACGUACAGAUGAUGAAUAUGUUAUGCGAACAGAUGAUGAACUUCCACGUCACACAGAUGACGAACUUUUGGAUGCAGGACGGGUAGAAUAUCAGAAGACAGACCGAUGAUGGAGCCACAGAUGAUGAUACAAAUUUCAAAACAGACGAUGAAGGGGGAAACCCUCACUGGGAGGAGAACAUGCGAAGGUGGAUAAACCGAUAGAGCCUCGGACACAAAAACCCACACCCCCUCUCCCUGCUUUCUUCCUCACCCCCACCUCCCUUUCUGAUUCUUUUUACAUAGAUGAUGAAUAUACUGUUGGCCAUAAUGAAAGGUUUCAAGAGAACUUUUAGUUACAUAGACUUGUGUAGCUUGAGAGGUACUAGUUGUGUAAUUAUAAUAAAAACUAGCUGUGUAACUAUGGAAAGCUAGGUGUAAAUACAAUGUAAUUGCACAGUAUUAUCUCAGUCAAAGGCAUUGGGAAAUGAACUAUCAAUCAAAUUAUAGAAAAUAUUAAAAUAUACAGAACUCGGUUGUUGUUUGAGAGAAUAUAUUUGUAUAAAAUUAAUAUUUAUAACGAUUAAUGCAUUAAGUACUACCAUCAUUAUGAGUACAGUUAAAGUAUAUUCUACAGUAUUCUCUUAAUGUUGAUAUGUAUACAUGUAUACAUAAUGUUGAUAUAUAUAUAAUUAUUUGCAUCAGUAAAUGUUUUUUACUGAGGGCCCUACAUUGAUGCAUAAACAAAUUAAUUAUUUGGGGUUUUUUAUCUAAUGAGAGCUAUAUAAUGUAAUACAUGUAUGUUUUGGUUUUUAUACUGUGGUCUUUACAUACAGAAAAAUGUUAUUAUUUGUUUUGUUUUACUGAGAUCCUUAUAGAGUACCACACUCGUGUCGUCAUAACACCAGGUGGCGCCCUCUGGACAUUGGUUGGUUUAGAAUAGACUUUCUGGAAUAGGCAUUUUAAAACCUAAUAAUUUACCAUCAAAAUGUAUUAAAAACACAAAAAGCUCGCAUUAUGUUAGUUAGCGAACACAUAUUUAAUCAUCAAUUAACAUUUACAAAGAAAA